Acanthamoeba castellanii str. Neff is the source of this 786-nucleotide messenger RNA. Its product is annotated as NAD dependent epimerase/dehydratase family. Lineage: Eukaryota; Discosea; Longamoebia; Acanthamoebidae. The coding region runs from base 1 to 786 and encodes 261 amino acids. The transcript has 8 exons. Gene Ontology annotation, molecular function: GDP-L-fucose synthase activity. The record is from RefSeq and is a predicted model, not a curated record.
AUGCUGGACGCCUCUGCCGGCUUCACUCUCAAGCAGAUCACCAAGCUCUACCGCGACCGUAUGCUGUUCUGGCACUCGGACAAGUUCCACUAUCCUCUCCACCCCGAUCAUGAGUUGAAGAUCGAGAAGUGCGUGUCGUGCCUCUCCACCUGCAUCUUCCCCGACAAGACGACCUACCCCAUCGACGAGACCAUGAUCCACAACGGACCCCCUCACCCCUCCAACGAGGGCUACGCCUACGCCAAGCGCAUGAUCGACGUUCAGAACAGGGCCUACCACGAAGAGUACGGCUGCAACUUCACGUCGGUCGUUCCCACCAACAUCUUCGGCAAGUGGGACAACUUCAACCUCGAGGAUUCGCACGUGAUGCCUGGCCUCAUGCACAAGCUCUACUUGGCCAACAAGAACAACACCGACUUUGUGGUGUGGGGCACGGGCAAGCCGCUUAGGCAAUUUAUCUUCGCUCUCGAUCUGGCCCGCCUCAUGAUCUGGGCCGUGCGCGACUACAACGAGGUGGACCCGAUCAUCCUCUCCGUGGACGAAAACGACGAGAUCUCUAUCAAGGAGGUGGCCGACAUGAUCGCCGAGGCCAUGGGCUACCCGCUGGACAGGAUCAAGUACGACACGUCCAAGUCCGAUGGUCAGUUCAAGAAGACGGCGAGCAACAAGAAGCUCAGGACCUACCUGCCCGAGUUCCAGUUCACUCCCAUCAAGGAUGGCACGUGGUUCCCACUUCCUGAGACGGUGGAGUGGUUCAUGGCCAACUACGAGGUCGCCCGCAAGUGA